GAUUGUGACCAAUAAAAACAAGAAGAAGAAUAACCUACAAAAAAGUUAUAUUUCCUUUUGUUUCAGGAGUUGUUUUUCUGAGUUAUCGUUUAAUUGCAUUAUGAAAAAUUAAGGAUUUUUAUUUCUUAAGUGUUUCCUAGCUUCCAUCUUGUCGCAAUUGCACAGCUCGUACUAGAUGAACGAUCGUUUGCGCGGUGACAAUGGAUGAAAAAAAACGGCAAAUAUGCAACGCGCUGCAAGUCAAACACGGAAGCGACCUUUUAGAUUUGGAGAAAUGCAGAAAUAUUUACGCCGAGCUGUUGGAACGGAAGAGCGCUUUGCAAAAAGAACUGGACGUUUCGAACGUGGAGGGGUCGUUGGGUAAAGCGGUUAGCGAAAUCGCCCAAGUUUUAGAAAAUUCAAAUAAGUGUGUAAAACACGCCAAGGAAAUAAUACAGGCAAUCGAUAAUGAUCUGGAUGAAGUUGAGGAGGCCCGGGCUGGCAUAAAGUCUCAGCUUCUCAAGCUUGACGUUUUGCAGACCACCCUCCAAUACAUGCGGAUAAUCCAGCGCGUGGAAUAUUUUUGCGGGGAACUGGGACGGGAAUUCUCAAGGAAAAAUGACGAACAGUGUGUAACAGUUUUCGUAAAUCUAACGGAAAUGGGCAGGGCCCUUUGGGAUUGCCGGGCGAAUCACUUAAUGGAGUAUAUUAAACAGACAAUUGAAUACUGGCAAAACGUUCUAAAUGAUAAACUGACCAAAGAUUUCGGUGACACUCUCAAGCUGAUGAAGUGGCCUUUUAUCAGCUCAAAUUUUGCACUGGUGGUGCCGUUUCAGUCUCACGUUGAAAAACUUCAGUCAGUCGCCGAGUACCUGUUCCAAAUAGAACUGCCGGCCGAGAGUGGUGCUCGUUCGCCAGUCGCUUCCGGGGUGUUAAGCCAUUUCGAUCCGGUAUGCGUACCGGUACGCCUACUGGUGCAGCCGUUGAGGAAUCGGUUCCUAUACCAUUUCUACGGCAAUCGCCAAACCAACAGACCCGACAAACCAGAAUGGUAUUUCACUCAGGUGCUGACGUGGAUCCGGGAUCACAAAGAUGUCGUCGACAAAUGGCUCCAACCGGUCAUUUACAAGCUGGGCUUACACCACAUCGAUCCCAAGUUGGAGUUUACGCGAGGGCUGGUGCAACUGGCGGUCGAGAAGCUGUACCGCGAGCUUCCGUCGCUGCAGUUCGACGAUUUUACGUUCUCCCACACGGUCGACGAGGCGCUGGGUUUCGACAAGGAGCUGAGAGAGACGUACGGCUACCCGGCCACGCAGCCGGGCGUGUUAAUCGUCCUCACGCAGUCCCAGGCGUUCGUCAAGUGGCUAAAAAUGGAGAAAAAAUUUGCCGUCGAAAAAAUGGACGCGAUUUUAGCUCCCAAGGAGGCGUUCGAUCUGCUGGUCGCCGACGGCGACGACCUCCAGGUCACCGCCUGCGCGGAAGCGUUCGUAACGCUGCUGCAGACGAUCACCGAGAGGUACGAGAACCUGCCGCAGCCCGGGCACAGGCUGCAAUUCCUCGAGCUCCAGCUGGAGCUGCUCGACGAUUUCCGCGUCAGGCUGCUCCAGCUGUCUAACGCGGAGGAGGGCGACGUCGUCGAGUCUGCGGUCCCGAUGAUCGCAAACACCGCGUACUACGUGGAAAGCGUGCUGACGGACUGGGGCGCCGCCCUGCACUACCUCGGCCUGCAUUACUACAAAAAACGUUCAGAGGCGGGACCACCGGCGUCUCCGCCAGAUAUUAGCGACUUGGACGACUCUCCCGGGUUCGAGGCGGAGUCGGUGUUCUCGGACACUCUAUCGCUGUACCGGCACUUUAGACGCGACCUGCUGUGCGUGAUAGUGGAGAGCGUCGUCGGCGAGGUCAAAAGCAGAAGUUGGCAGUACCGCAGGGAGAGAUGGUCCGCCAUGAAAAUCGAGAAGGAAUUUCGCAGCCUGUCCCUAACGCCCUCCGCCUGCCCUUUAUUCGAGGUACUAGCGAAGCGGCUGCAUCAGUUGCGGAAAGGCCUGCAGGCGCGGCUCUUCACGCAGGUGUGGCGCAACCUGGCGGGGCAAUUGGACAACUACCUUUUCGAAGACCUGGUCAUGGACAACAGGUUCAACGACGGAGGCGCUCUGCAACUCAAGUUCGACGUAACGAGGAACCUGCUGCCGCUCUUCGCACAGUUUAGCGACAAACCGGCCAACCAUUUCGCUAAGCUCGCAGACGCGUGCACGCUACUCACCUUGAGCAGGGGUUCCGCGUUGUUGCUUCGCGAGACUCUCGUCGCGCUGGAGGGCGCCACCGGCGUCGAGGAUAUCAGGGAAAAGACGUUGAAAGAGAUGGGCGUGGUCAGUUUCGCACCAAAAAUGGCGGUAAAGGUGUUAAACCAGAGGACGGACAUCACCAUAGACAGGAUGGUCGUCGAUUGAGGCUGUCUGUUUUUUCGCGGUCGUUUGUAAAUAUUUUUUGGACAUUAAAA
Molecule: messenger RNA, 2479 nt
Organism: Cylas formicarius (sweet potato weevil)
Lineage: Eukaryota; Metazoa; Arthropoda; Insecta; Coleoptera; Brentidae
Gene: Rint1
Product: RINT1-like protein
Exons: 9
Coding region: 201-2429 (742 amino acids)
Biological process (GO): endoplasmic reticulum to Golgi vesicle-mediated transport; retrograde vesicle-mediated transport, Golgi to endoplasmic reticulum; regulation of ER to Golgi vesicle-mediated transport
Cellular component (GO): Dsl1/NZR complex
Source: RefSeq, a predicted model, not a curated record